This is a messenger RNA of Lachnellula hyalina, 1089 nucleotides long. It is a transcript of the gene caf17, whose product is annotated as putative transferase, mitochondrial. Bases 1 to 1089 code for a protein of 362 amino acids. Gene Ontology annotation, molecular function: protein binding. Gene Ontology annotation, cellular component: mitochondrial matrix. Lineage: Eukaryota; Fungi; Ascomycota; Leotiomycetes; Helotiales; Lachnaceae. The transcript has 2 exons. The record is from RefSeq and is a predicted model, not a curated record.
AUGAAGCCUCCAAAUUUCCCCCGGCUCUCGCCAUACAUCUGCACCACAUGCCGCCGCAACACUCCCUCCUUUACUCGCAAUCUCACGACCACGGCCACAACCAACAACCCAACCCCACCUCCCCCAACAGCCUUCGCCCGCCUCCCCUCCCGCCGCCUCAUCUCCCUCACUGGCCCCGAUAGCACACGCUUUCUCCAAGGCGCCAUAACUGCGAACAUCGCCCCGACCCCCUCUUCAACGUCCACAUCACAUAUCUCGGGCUUCUACACGGCGUUUCUGAAUUCGGCGGGCAGAGUGAUGUAUGAUGUUUUCGUCUACCCGUUCGCGGAACCUGGAGCUGAAGAUGGGGGCUGGUUGAUUGAAGUCGAUGCGAGGGAGGUGGAAGGUCUGGCGAAGCAUGUUAGGAGGUAUAAGUUGAGGUCUAAGUUUACGGUUAGGGUGUUGGAGGAAGGGGAGAGGGGGGUUUGGGGCGCGUGGGAUGAGGAUAAACGCGCGCCUGGCAUGGGACGCCGACUUAUCCUCCCCGGCGACCAACGGCCGGAAGUUGACGGCGAGGAAGUCGGCGAGGAUGUGUAUAGGGUGCGGAGGUACCUGAGGGGUGUACCGGAGGGCCAGGGCGAGCUUGUGUAUACGAGUGCGCUGCCGCAGGAGAGCAAUGUUGAUUAUAUGGGGGGUGUGGAUUAUAGGAAGGGCUGUUACGUGGGGCAGGAGUUGACGAUUAGGACGCAUCAUAGGGGGGUGGUGAGGAAGAGGAUCUUGCCAGUUAUGCUGUAUGGGAUCGAUGAGCCGAUGCCGACGAGCUUGGUGUAUGAUCCAGAGAAGGAGUAUGGCGUGGGGAGGAUCCCGAGGGAUACGGGGAUUGCCCCGUGGCAGAAGAGGGGGAGGCAUGCGGGGAAGUUCUUGAGUGGCGUGGGGAAUGUUGGGUUGGGGCUGUGUCGGUUGGCGAUGAUGACUGAUGUCCGGGUAGGGGGAGAAGCUGGUGGGUAUGAGGAAGGGGAUGAGUUUAAGAUGGAGUGGCAGGUUGAGGGGUUAGACCCUGAGAAGUUGAAAGUGAAGGCUUUUGUUCCGUCAUGGCACUUGAGAGAGUAG